AUGGCGGAUUGCGGUCGCAAGACGCAGCAGAGGAAGACGGUGCAUGGGGAGGCAGGAGGCUCGGCCUGCAAGGACAAGACUCGCGACAGCUUGCAGCAGCCGGCGGAGCGCUCCGACUCUGACUCGCAGACGAAGAAGAAGUGGCUGCCCGAGGCGGAUUCGUCCUUCGAUUCCGGCGUCGAGUUGCUCCCCGCGCAGGUCCACGAGUUCGAGCCAGCGCGCUCUCGCUCAUCUAGCACGUCCAAACCACGCAAGAUGGCGUCGACUCGCGCUCGCGGAUCGACUGGUGGACUGAGCGGCUUCGUCGUGUCUGACGAGGAGGCCGUCGUCUACGCGGAUGUCUCGGCCGCGUCGCGAGAGGAUUUGAGGACCUAUGAGCCGUCGAUUAGGAGGGACGAGUACCGCCCUUCCCUCACGUCGAACGUGGGCGGGAAGAGGGGUGGAGGGAGGCUAACCCGGUCGGAGGCGGCGCUCGAGGCGUCGACGGACGAGGAGGCAGAGCUCGCUUCCAAGAGCAGGGCGGGGGCGUUGGAGAAGAUUAAGCAGAGGAGGAAGAAUGCUCAGGAGCAGUGGGAGGGGUGGGAGGGGUCGUGGUGA
Rhodotorula toruloides NP11 is the source of this 597-nucleotide messenger RNA. RefSeq lists its product as uncharacterized. The coding region runs from base 1 to 597 and encodes 198 amino acids. NCBI's taxonomy places the organism in Eukaryota, Fungi, Basidiomycota, Microbotryomycetes, Sporidiobolales, Sporidiobolaceae. The record is from RefSeq and is a predicted model, not a curated record. The transcript is spliced from 2 exons.